UAAUAGUGUGUUCAUGCACCCCUUCUAGACCAAAAUCGUACUUCAUUAUAUACUACGUCAUAUUCAUGUUCAUGUAUCAGUGCGUGUAAUACAUCGCGCUUGACGUAAUUCGGAAAAAAAAAUUGUUCGAUCUGCAAACUGUACCACUAUAGUUUUCAUUGUCAAAAUAUAAUUUUUAUUACUACAUAAUUGGUACAAAUAUUUUGAAAAACAAAAAUGAAUUCGAUAGUCGUUCCCGACAAUUUACCAGAAAUAUUAAAAAAAUAUGUGAAAGCCGCGAUCCGAUCUCAGCCUGAAGACAUUGUUAGUUGGUCAGCAGAGUAUUUCAAAAGCAUAGAUGAUCAAUACGUUCCAUUGGCUACUACUCAAAAACAAGAUCGAACUCUAUUCAGAAUAUUAGCUUUUCAAUUAGGUACCACAAUAGGCACUAAAGAAAGAAUAGAAGAAGUGUGGUCGGACUUAUCACUCGAUUUCAAUCUAUUAGAACAAAUUUAUACGAUUGGAAAUUUUCGUGCAGAACACGUAGACAUGAUAGAAUUUUUGGGUAUAACUUUUGGACAUUGGACAAAAUCGCUAAAAGAAACUGUGUUAUUGUGCUGCGAAGCGUUCUGUAAAUGUUUGGCCACUGAUGGUUAUUUCAUGCACGUGGAUGUCGCCUGCAAGCUCUACGGGUACCUAGCGAAACUGGAUUGUUCACUUCCGGCUGAUGAUGAUUGCCCAGACGGCGGCGUGAGUGGUAGCAAAUCGGCGAUAGUCCAAACCAGCAGGUCUCUGGACGCGUCUCCGGCGCCGCCAGCCAACGGGGGCCAGCUGCAGCAAAACGUUUGCGUAUCAUUGGAAUCGAUUUUGGCCCGUCGUCUGGCAGCAGCUGCCGUGGACGGUGGACCGAAGACAGGGUACCACGUACCAGGUAUCGGAAUGGCAGCGUCCGACGGUCAGGUGCAAGCGGUGUUCGUGUAUUUCCGAAAAUGCGCUGCCGACAACGGCGGUUACGUGUACGAUUUCGACAUCGAGAACGAUCGUUGCCCCCGGUUGGACGCUAUUAAUAAUAAUUAAACCGCGACCUGAGUGUCGUAACCACCGUGAAUUUCGCAGUUUUGUUUCGUAACGUCAUUAUAUUUAGCGGGUACCCGCGCAUGUCAUCGACCCGAGUGCGGAUUGGGAUUCAAAUAUAAACGCGGCCGCCGCGCACCUAUUUAGCACACACGCCGUAUAGCGAUACGCAACGCACAUAACGCAUUGUGUUAUAGGUAUUACCAUUGAUUAUACAUAGUAUAAGUACUAUGUAUAAUCAAUGGUAUUAUAUAAAAUAUACAAUUACAUUUUAUAUAAAUAAGCCAUAAGUUAUACCUACCUAAGAAACUAAAUAAUACGAACUAUACAAAUAAACCCUUGUAGGCUUCAAGACUUCAAUGGCACAAUUGAUUAGGUACUCGUUCAUAAUAGGAAUUCACUUACAGCUGAAAUGUAAACAGAAUAAAUAUGUUUCAUAAUAUAAUAAUAUUAUGAAUGUUGCAGACUAACGUCAAUUAACAUCGAUUCAUUUAAGAUUUUCGUGUGACAGUCGAUCGAACUCCUUAUUUCCCCCCCCCCCCCCCUAGAUCCGGUACUGCCUGCAAUCGGAACUACAGUAUUGUGUAGUAUAUACCUAAUUUCCUUAAUAAAUCUCACUUAGGUAUAUCAUUAAAAAAAUAUUGAUAAAAUUAACCAUUUAAAUUUUAAUCCGGCCUCGAUUUCCGAUCUCUACAAAUUAAUUGUACAUUUUUUCAUUACCUAGGCAAUUUAAUUAUUCAUUCGGCUCGCUGAAGUACAUAAAACAACAUUAUAUUAUAUAAAAUAUAGAAUAUAAUAUUAAGUUAAAUGUUAUAACCUAACAAGAUCAGAACAAUAGAAUGUAAGUCUAAGACAUAAACAUAAGACAUGUAUAACAAAGUCCACAAAUAUAUUUUAUUACAAUUUACAACCAUAAAAUUAAUAUAUUAUUAUAUAAUAGUGCCUCAACUCUUUGGGGUAAAUAUUUAUACUGCUGAAAUCGUUAUUUACCGUGAUUUUCUACAUAUUUAUACGACCUGCAAUUCAAGAAAACAUGCAAAUACGGUUUACUCUUAAAAAAAUUCAACGUGGGUUGAUUAGCCAAAACCAAUGUUUGGCAAGUUCCUUAUAAAAAGGAAUUCGUUCCGUUCCUUGUUCCUUUCAAAAAAUAAUUCGUUGUUUGUCGUUCCUUUAGAAAAUGAACGAAUUCCAUUGGUAGUUCCAAAUAAAAUAAAAAUUCGUAUUUAAUCAUUAAGGUUUUUUUAUCAUAUGCAUACUUGUUUAAUUUUUAAUUAUAAUAUAUAUCUACAAAUUGGCUAUAAGUAGAUUUUCUUCAAAAUUAAAUUGUUGGCCGACGUAUGUCGACUAUCUUAUCGUUUAUUGUUAUAAAUAAUUAUAUUUUAUAUAGGUACUCAUUUCUAUAUAAAUUAUAACUUAUAACUAAAGACCGGAUUUAUAUGUUUUUACAUAUCGUUACUGGGUCUAUGCAGUCUUAUGAGAGUAAAAAAUGUGGAUGAUUUGUUCAAUUCUGAAUGCAUUGAAAAAAGUUUUUUUUGCAUAUUUGAGAAUAUUUUAUGGGUUAGAGAAUAUUUAACUCAUUUAGCAUAUUUUGGAAUAUUUCGUAAAUUGUGAGAAAAAAUUUGUAUUUAUUUUUAAUUUUAAUAUUACGGUACCCAGAAAAAAAUUUUUUGAACAUUUACAAUUUUUUAUUUUAUCAUUUCCAACUCUUACUAAAGUGGAAUAAUAUUCCAUUAGAAUACGAAACUUUAAAUACCUAAUAAUUAACUCACUAUUAAUAUAAAAUUGAAAAAAAAAAUUUUAAAUGUAUAUUAAAGUAAAUAUAAUGAUGUUUAUUGAUUAUUUUUGCAUAUUUUUGCUUUUUUUUUGUAUAUUUUGCAUAUUUUAGCAUAUUUUUUAAAUUUUUAAGAGAAUAUGAUGAGAAUACUUUAAGGUUUUUUCGAGAAUAUUAGCAUCAUAUUUAAGGUAUUUUAAGAGAAUAUAAAUCCGGUCUUUAUUUAUAACUUAUGAGAAAUAUUAAUAAAGUGACUAAUGACUAAUGUGUAACGAUUAACGUCGAUACUCGAUAACGAUCAUUAAUUGACAGUAGACAUUUUUCACAUUAAAAGAAAUAUAUCUUAAUUUAAAUUAUUUACAUAAUAUCUGUGUAAAUUAUUGGAACUAGAAAGGAACGAAAAAUGUUGUUAUUUUCCCUUAAAUAAAAGAACUAGAAAAUCAUCUAGUUCUUUUUUUUAUAAAAAGGAAUUCGUUCCAGGAAUCCGUUUCUUCCGAACACUGACCAAAGCCCUGUUUGGCGUCCACAUCUAGCAAUAUUGAUAAAAAAAAAUAUACGACACUCCGUCACAACUGUUGCCUGGUUCUGAGUACCAAUAGUCGUGCAGUAUAUAGUGCACUGUGCGCAGUCGGCUACUCGUCUAUCAAGUUAAUUUUUAUACCUGAACAGUAUUUCAUAAAAUGCACACUGUAUGCAAAAUGUGUAAAUGUUUGAUCUGUAUAAUAAAAUAAGUAAAAUUGUAUUUUGUUUAUCACGUGAAACAUUACAAUAUUAUGUAUAAUAUUGUACCUAUAUUGUGUAGGUAUGUGGUAUGCAGGCAAAUGUCGUAAAGGUAUACCGAAGGCGUGAGAGUAUGUACAGUACGAUUGAUUAUUUAACGAUCAAAAAUGAAAAAUGUUUUAUUAAUAGUGAUAUUAUUUGGACUACCUAGUACCUAUAUAAAUAUAAUACAUAUUAUAAGUAAUGCACCAUCAUUACUAUUAGAAUUUAUAACGCGCGUUAUAACACGUUUAUUGCGUACCUACAUAUAUAAUGUUAUAAUAUCACACAUAUAUGUAUAUUUUAUUUAUUUGCACUUACCUACCAUUAUUACUAGAUAUUUAGGUAAGUGCACUAAUACAUUUUUUUAAAAUAUAAUAUUUUGAAUAAAUGCAUAAUAUUAUAUAAUAAUAUCUGGACGAACUGCCACCAAGCCUUUCUUUUAUUACAUAUUUGAAGGGUGCAGUUAUCGCUCAUUGCUGCUAAAAAAUAUAUAUAACACGAAUGUUCGACCAAAAUACAAAUUAAAGUUAAAUAAUUGUAUUUCAUUAACAUUUUAUAUUUUGCUACCGCCUGUCUAGACAAGUAUAUAUUAAUUUUAAACAGCCGUAUGCAAAGUCUUUAACGUUAUGUAUCACAACUCGAUUGUGGAAAGGUCACUGUAUGUCAAGUGAUGAAACCCUUAAAAUGCAAUUUUAUACAGGAGGGACUACAAUUUUAAUAGUUUUGUUAAAAAUUAUCCAAGGAACGUACAAUUUGAUUGGUAAAUCGUUAAACACGUAUUUUAAUAAAUAAAUAAACGGUUAAAAGUGUAAGAAUUAUUUUUUUGAUUAAUAUGAUUUUUUUAAUAUGCUUCAAUAAGUUAAGGAAUUUUAGAGUUUGCAGUAUUUACAUGGAUUGCAUAUGCAUUCUAUAUUAUUUAAAUUUUUGAUUUAUUCACAAAUAUUAUUUUAAUAAAUUGUUAAUUACAGUUAAAAUGUAUAGAAAAAUAUAGGUAACGCCUUUGCUGUUCACUAGACCUAGACGUUCACUAGAUAUAGGUACCGAUUGUACCUCGUCAAUGAGUAAGUCCCUUUUACAGAUUCAUUACGAAUUAAUUUUGAGUUCAAUGAUGUGACUAUGGAUUUUUAAUAUUUUUCAAAUAUCAUUGUAAUUAACAAUACAUUAUUAGAGGAAUCUUGUAUUAAAGGAUUAAAUUGUCAAGAUUAUUCAACGCUCCGAUCAAAACUGAGAUUUAAAAAAUAUUGUUUACGAUAUAAUAUCGAUGGUAAUAGAUAAAUCAAUAUAAUACCGUAUAGAGUAUGGACUAUAGAACUAAAAUUGAUGCGCGUAAUGACUAUGACUUGUGAUGCACAAAUUAUAAUCUAUUUCUAUUGUAAUAUUAUUUUAAUGAUAUGCCCACUGCGAUGUAGUUAAUCGUCUUAUCUUUAUCGGUCGCAAUUAGUAUAAAAAUAAUUGUAUGACUAUUUCGGUGUUUCUAUUAUUUGCAUAAAGGUUAUUAUUUAUUUGUGACUGUGGACUGUGCAAUGUGCACCGUGUGGUAAACGGAGGGACUACCCGAUGUACGGUUAUCUUCUCUAUAAUAUAGUCUAAAUAAUAAGUUAAUUGAACUGUAUGUUAUUUGUAUACAUUAAUGUUAUUUAUUACCUAUUAUUUUCUUUCUCAACAUGGUCAAUUUUUUAACAAUAAAUCGGUAUGUCAUUAAUUUAAAGUUGUAGUGACUUAUUCAACUGCUGAUUGUUUCAUUCGUAUUAUCUAAAUUCCGUAAUCAAUGAUA
Molecule: messenger RNA, 5360 nt
Organism: Metopolophium dirhodum (rose-grain aphid)
Lineage: Eukaryota; Metazoa; Arthropoda; Insecta; Hemiptera; Aphididae
Product: ropporin-1-like
Exons: 4
Coding region: 217-1056 (279 amino acids)
Source: RefSeq, a predicted model, not a curated record